Molecule: messenger RNA, 2688 nt
Organism: Adineta steineri
Lineage: Eukaryota; Metazoa; Rotifera; Eurotatoria; Adinetida; Adinetidae
Source: the annotation of a GenBank genome assembly
AUGUGGACGAAAGAACAUAUGAAUGACGAUAACAUACAAAUGAUUAUUUUUCUUCUUGUUUUCUUCUUUUCAAUUAAUAUAACAAAUGGAAUCAAUGAUACUCAAACGAAUAUUACAUUAUUUAAUAAUUCAUUACCGAUAGAAAAUCUUUUAAAUCAACAAUAUGAUAAUCGUCAUAUGUUAUCCAAUCGAACAAGUUCGAUUCGUCCAUGGAAAAAAUCGAAUUCGAUUGAAAUAUUAAAAAAAAUGAUUGCUAAUCGACAACGUUCAUUAAUCAAUAAUCGAACAUUAACAUCUACUAGUAUUACAACUCUUAUAAGUACUGAACCUACAACAACAACAAUCGCAACCACAAUGACAACAGCAACAACAACAACAUAUUUAUCUUCCAUAUCAACGCCUGCUAUUCGACUAAAAUCAAAAAAUGAUACAACACAUUCACCAAUAAUAAAAUCAUUUCCAGAAGAAACAAGCGCUAACAUUAAUUAUAUUCCAAUAACAACUGAAUCGAAUUUAUUCUUAUAUUCAUCAUCAACAUUAAAAACAAAUACAUCAUCAAAUACUACAAUACUUAUUAUUAUUCUUGUUUGUAGUUUUAGUGGUUUACUAUUUGUUACACUUAUUGUAACAUUCCUACUCAGACGACGUAUAAGUAUUGCUUAUUUUAAACUACCUUGUAUACAUUCGUCAUCGUCAACAAAAGAUUCUCAUGACAAUACACCAUUAUCUCAUUCACCGAUUCAUGGUAAAUUUACUGUACCUGAAGAAUUUCCAGUAGAACAAUUGUAUGAUAUGUAUACGCAAAAACAUACAUUAGAUGAUUUAGCUUUUGCUAUUGAAUUUAAAAGUAUUCCAAAUUUUGAAGAACUACCAUGUACAGCUGCUACUCGAACAAUUGUUGCAUCAAAAAAUCGUUUUCUCAAUAUUUUACCAAUUGAUGCUACACGAGUUGUUCUCAAUCUAUUGAAUGAUGAUCCAGCUACAGAUUAUAUCAAUGGAAACUAUAUUUCAGGUUACAAAUGUUUAAAUAAAUUUAUUGCUACACAAGGACCAAAACCUGAUACAUGCGAAGAUUUAUGGCGUAUGAUGUGGGAACUUAAAUUAAAAUCUAUUGUUAUGUUAACAAAUGUCAUUGAAGGUGCAUCACGGAUGACAAAAUGUCAUCAAUAUUGGCCUGAGCUUGGUGAAACAAUAACUUAUGGUUCAUAUCGUAUCACUUGUUUUGAUAUAGUAUCUGUCGGUGAUUAUGAUAAACGUUACUUUCAAUUAAUUAAAAUAAAUGCAAAUGAAGAAAUUCAUUUAAAUUCAUCCUCUAUUACUCCAAUUGAUGAUGCUGUAUCUUUAUCAACAUUGAGUUCAACAAAUGAAGAUCACCAAUCACGUCUUAUUAUACAAUAUCAUUAUACACAAUGGAAAGAUAUGGAUGUUCCAAGUGAUUCUCAUACAUUACUUCAUUUAAUACAUGAAGUCAAUGAACAAACAACUCCCGAACAAUAUCCUAUUGUUGUUCAUUGCACAGCUGGUGUUGGUCGUACAGGUACUUAUAUUGCAAUUGAUGCAAUGAUUGAUAAAAUAGAACAUGAAAGAAAAGUUGAUAUUUAUAAUUUUGUAUUACAAAUGCGUCGUGAACGUAGUUUAAUGGUUCAAACAGUGAGACAAUAUGUAUUUAUAUAUCGAUCGCUGCUUGAAUAUUAUUUGUAUGGAAAUACAAGAAUAGAAGCAAAUAUAUUUCGAUCAACAUAUUCAAAUUUAAAAAAAAAUAAACAAUAUUUAUUAAUAUCAGAAUAUAAUAAAUUAUCAUUAUUACCUGUGGAAAAUGUUUCACAACGUGAUGCUCAUUCAUCGGAUAAUAUUGAUAAAAAUCGACAUCCUCAAAUAGUACCAUAUGAUCGCAAUCGUGUUUGUUUAAGUCGUAUACUCGGCCAUCCUUAUAUCAAUGCAUCAUUUAUUGAAGGUUAUUCUCGUGAAUGUUCUUUUAUUGUAACUCAAGAUCCAUUGCCAGAAACGAUUCAUGAAUUUUGGCGAAUGUUUAUUGAACAUGAUUCGAAUUGCAUUGUACAGUUACAUACAAUAACUGAUUCAUCUCCAAAAUGUCCGAUAUAUUAUCCAAAUGAUUUUGAUACAACAAUGAAAAUUGGUUCGACAACAUUAUUAAAAUUAGUACAAAAAGAAUUAAUACAAGAGAAAAUAAUUAUUCGAGAAUUUUGUCUAACAGAUACACGUGAAGCAUUAUCAAAAACAAUUUAUCAUUUUGAAUAUCUUCUUCCUAUAAGUUCAAAUGAUGAAUAUGAGAAUGGACAAUGUAUUCCAACAAAUUUAUUAAGUAGUCUAUUUGAUUUUAUUGGUUAUAUCAAUAAAAGACAACAUACGACGAAUCAUGAUCGAUAUAUUACUGUUCAUUGCGGAAAUGGUGGCCCAUCGUGUUCACUAUUUUGUAUGUGUGUUAUGUUAUUGGAUCAAUUGAAAAAUGAACAUGCUGUUGAUAUAUUUCAACGUGUACGUGCCUUACAACGUCAACGCAUUGCUAUGAUAAUGUCUCUUGCUCAAUAUGAAUAUCUUUAUGAAAUGAUUUUAAAAUUUUUGGAAGAAUCUUUUGAUUUAGCCGCUGGUAAAUCUUCUCCGUCAUUAAACAACAGUGUGUAUGAUAAUAAUAUGAUUGAUCAAGAAGAUACACAUGAUCGUCUUUAA